This is a messenger RNA of Solea senegalensis (Senegalese sole), 2009 nucleotides long. Its product is annotated as GTPase IMAP family member 8-like. The record is from RefSeq and is a predicted model, not a curated record. NCBI's taxonomy places the organism in Eukaryota, Metazoa, Chordata, Actinopteri, Pleuronectiformes, Soleidae. The transcript is spliced from 3 exons. The coding region runs from base 129 to 1682 and encodes 517 amino acids. Gene Ontology annotation, molecular function: GTP binding.
CAGUAGCGUUGCGUAUGGGAUAAAGAGAUCCAGUUUUUUUUUUUAAAGACAAGUGAAAGUAAAAAGUCUCAGAGUCAGGAUCAGGAUCAGGACCGGAGAAGACGCAGUGUCCCCUGGAAGAGACAAGCAUGGAUUAUCAAAGACUCGACACGGAAGACAAUGAACUCAGGAUUGCACUGGUUGGAAAAACUGGAGUUGGGAAGAGUGCAGCAGGGAACACCAUCUUAGGAAAACCAGUUUUCCAAUCCAGGCCAUCUUUCUCCUCUGUGACUCAGAAGUGUAAGAAGAAAUCAGGAGAGAUUGCUGGUUUAACUCUGACUGUUAUUGAUACUCCAGGUCUGUAUGAUACCAACAAAAAAAAAGAAGAGGUGGUGAAAGAGAUCGGUAAAAGUAUCUCAUUCUGUGCUCCUGGUCCUCAUGUGUUCCUGGUUGUAAUCCAAGCGACCAGAUUCACAAAAGAAGAGGAAGAAACUGUGCACAUCCUUCAGAAGAUGUUUGGUGAAAAGGCCAAACUGUACAUGAUGGCACUGAUCACCCAUGUGGACCAAGUGAAGGACGGUGGAUUUUCCAUGGCUGAUUUAAUCAACGAGAGCAAACCUCUCAGGGAGUUCAUCCAACAGUGUAAGGGAGGAUACCAUGAGUUUAACAACAAAGACAACAGUCUGUAUCAGGUCAGUGAACUGGUGAGGAAGAUUAACGCCAUGGUUCGCAACAAUGGAGGAAACUUCUACUCCAGUGAGAUGUUUGAAGAGGCUGAGAAGGCCAUAAGAGAAGAAACGGAACGUUUGAUGAGAAUUGAAAACAUGACUCGCAGGCAAGCAAGAGCCACAGCAGAGGAGGACAAUCCCUUCAUCUGGAAGCUGGUGAAGGCCUUUUCUGCUGGACUUAUUGCUGGAGCUGUUGUUGGAGCCGGAACUGGAGCUGCUGUUGGAGGAGUGGGAGCUGCACCGGGAGCUAUGAUUGGCGCUGCAGUAGGAGCUAUAGGUGGACUUGUGAUAGUCACCAAGGACAAAUGGUCCAACCUCAGCACCGACCUGCGGGUGGUGCUGGUGGGUCAGGAGAGAGUCGGCAAGAGUUCAACCGGAAACACCAUCCUGGGCAGUAAAGUGUUUGAGAACCGCUUCACCACCAGACCUCUGACGAUCCACAGUGAGAAGAGUGAGGCCAAUAUCAUGGGUUGCCGAGUGACGGUGGUGGACACCCCAGGUCUCUUUAGCUCUCAGCUGUCUGAAGAGGACUUGAAGACUGAGCUGGAGAAAGCGCUGACGCUCAGUAGCCCUGGUCCUCACGCCUUCCUCCUCACCAUCCAGCUGGGGAGGUUCACUGAGCAGGAGCAGCAGGGGCUUCAGAGGCUGCAGAAGAUACUGGGUCCUGGUGUCUCCAAACACAUCGUGCUGCUGUUCACCUACGGGGACCGGCUGGAAGACAUGGACAUCUCGGAGUUUGUAAGAGAGGACCAGAACCUGUGUAAGCUGCUCGACAAGUGCAGUGGCCAGUACCAAGUGUUCAACAACAAGGAGGUGGACAACAGGGAUCAGGUCACAGAGCUGCUGAAGAAAGUAGAGGAGGUCUCCCAGAGGGGGUGCUGUUUUUACCAGAAGACGUCUCAUUUUGAUUUGUUUAACAAAUUUGUUGCUGGGUGUGGUGGCACAUAUGACUUCAUAACUACAUGGAUUGAGUGAAACAAAGCUGGAUGAGGAGGAGCCAAGGCCUUACUGGUCUUCUACUGGACUUUAACUGCUUCUACUGGACUUAAUCUGCUUCUACUGGACUUAAUCUGCUUCUACUGGACUUAAACUGCGUCUACUGGACUUAAACGGCUUCUACUGGACUAAAACUGCUUCUACUGGACUUGAACUGCUUCUUCUGGACUUGAACUGCCUCUGCCGCUUGUACUUGUCCAGAUACAUAAAGUCAAAGUUCCUAAUUGAUCAUCGAUUGAGUUAUUGAUCCACAAACUAUAGGUUUUACUGUGUUUGUCUCAUAAACAGCUGAUUACCUAAGGAUCA